AUGAUUUAUAAAAUGGCUUACUUCCCAACAACAUUUGUUUACAUUUGUAUAGUUGUUUUUACUUUACAAAUUGUACACACUACAGCAGCAAGGACGUUUCAGAUAGAUUUUACAAACAACACAUUUAUUAAAGAUGGAAAGCCAUUUCGCUACAUUUCGGGUAGUAUGCAUUAUUCUCGAAUCCAUCAAGAUUAUUGGAAGGAUCGAUUGCAAAAAAUGAAAGCUGCUGGAUUGAAUGCUGUUCAGACGUAUGUGCCUUGGAAUGUGCAUGAGCUGGAACCUGGAGUAUUUUACUGGGAAGGCAUGUCAGAUUUAGAAAAAUUUAUACAACUUGCCCAAGAGUCUGAUCUGGUGGUGUUGCUUAGACUUGGGCCAUAUAUAUGCGGGGAAUGGGAGUUUGGAGGAUUUCCAGCGUGGCUACUUACAGUUGAACCAAAUAUGGUUCUACGUACCAGUGAUUAUGCUUACCUCAAAUGGGUGGAUAAAUGGUUUACAGUAUUACUGAAGAAGAUUAAACCAUACUUGUAUGAAAAUGGUGGUCCAAUAAUUAUGGUUCAGGUUGAAAAUGAAUAUGGCAGUUAUUUUGCUUGUGACAGCGUAUACCUUGAUUUUCUCGUAUACAAAGUAAAAUCUGAGUUAGGACCAAAUGUGACUUUAUAUACAACUGAUGGAUGUGGUCUUGGCUACCUUCGCUGUGGUAAAGUCAAUGGUUCUUAUGCCACUGUGGACUUUGGCCCUGGUAGUGACCCAACUGGAUGUUUUGGUGCUCAAAGAUUUUAUGAACCUAAUGGACCAUUUAUCAACUCUGAGUACUACACUGGGUGGCUGGAUCACUGGGGAUCACCACAUGCCAAGGUUGACACUAAUUCUGUGAGCAAGAGUUUAGAUCGUCUGCUUGAAAUGGGUGCAAAUGUUAAUAUGUAUAUGUUUAUUGGUGGAACAAACUUUGGAUUUAUGAAUGGUGCCAACAGUCCCCCGUAUGAGCCUGUACCCACAAGUUAUGAUUAUGGUGGUCCAUUAACUGAAGCAGGAGAUAUCACACCAAAAUAUUACGCUGUUAGAGAUAUUAUUUCGAAGUAUCAAAAGUUGCCCGAUAUGCCUAUUCCUCCUAACACAAAUAAGACAAAAUAUGGAAACAUAUCACUAGAAUUUAUCAGCACAGUUCAAGAUGCCCUCCCUUACCUUGCUCCAGCAGGUCCAAAAUUGUCUACUUACCCAGUGCCAAUGGAACAGAUAAACUUUUAUGCUGGAUUUAUUAUGUACAGAUUUGUAUUGUCAAGCAACUUUGUUAACCCUACACCACUCUAUUCCAAAGGAAUUAGAGAUAGGGCAGUAGUGAUGGUUAAUGGGGUACCUUUUGGUUUAAUGGAUAGAACGAUGACAACUGUAAAUAUAACAGGCUCUAUAGGUCAGGCUGUUGAUAUUUUAGUUGAAAAUCAAGGACGAAUUGGAUAUGGUAAAGAUAUCAAUUUCAACAACAAGGGAAUAGUUAGUAAUGUAACUUUGAACAAUGUUAUUGUAACUGGUUGGCAGAUUUAUCCUUUGAAUGUAGAUAACAUUCCCAAUGUAACAUUUUCAUCUCCAUCUAAAAGGUCACAACCUUCAAAAUCACAAGAUGGUCAACUUCUAACACCUUCAAUAUAUGCAGGCUCAGUUAAUAUCCCCAAUACACCUGAUCAACCACAAGAUACUUACCUGGAUCCUAGGCCAUUUGUCAAGGGUCAAGCAUUUGUCAACAGUUUUAACAUUGGCCGCUAUUGGCCAACCAAAGGACCACAAGUAACUUUGUACAUACCCAAGCAAGCUUUCAACAACCCACCUGCAUUGAAUCUACUCUACUUGUUUGAGCUAGAAAAUGCACCCUGUUUGCAGGUGCCUACCUGUCAAGUAUUCCUCACAGAUACUCCAAAUAUAGAUGGACCUAAUGGGCCAGGAACAAAAUCCAGUUUUUACACAUAUCCAAGACGAUAUCAUUAGUUUUAACACCAAUUUAUGCCUUUUUUAUGAUCAAACUGUUAAGUUUUUUAUCCAGAUAUUUUAUUUUCUAUUCUAACAUUCCAACAAAUGUUUAAUUAUUUAACAAAUGAAACAAAAAUUGGGAACUUCCUGUAUUUAUUUAUUUGAUAUAAUUUUUAACCUUUUAAUAAAUCUAUAAACACUCACUUUUUUAAA
Physella acuta is the source of this 2172-nucleotide messenger RNA. Its product is annotated as beta-galactosidase. NCBI's taxonomy places the organism in Eukaryota, Metazoa, Mollusca, Gastropoda, Physidae. The record is from RefSeq and is a predicted model, not a curated record. Gene Ontology annotation, biological process: carbohydrate metabolic process. Gene Ontology annotation, molecular function: beta-galactosidase activity.